GGGGAGGCAGGAGGGAUGGACAGUUGCUCAAAAGCUGAUUGUACUGGCUGGCUUUCCUAUCAGGGCAGCUCACACGCAUCCAAAUCCCAGAUUAAACACCCCCAACUCUCUUUCCAACCAGCAGCACUCCUACAAGUCCCUGCCCCCUCUCUUCCUCCUUGUGUAACUGUACUGAGCGUGGAUUACCAAACUCUGAAGCAAAGCAGGGGCUCUGACAGGCUCCGAACAGAAUGGUGGUUUCAUCCCAACAUCACUGGGAUCGAGGCAGAACACCUGCUCCUGACACGGGGCGUCCAUGGCAGCUUUCUAGCAAGACCCAGCAAGAGCAACCCAGGAGAUUUCACUCUCUCUGUCAGGAGGAUCGAUGAGGUCACCCAUAUUAAAAUCCAGAACUCGGGGGACUAUUAUGACCUGUACGGAGGGGAGAAGUUCGCCACACUGGCUGAACUGGUCCAGUACUACACCGAGCAGCACGACCUCCUGCGGGAACGCAAUGGAGAUGUCAUCGAGCUGAAAUACCCCCUCAACUGCAAAGACCCCACGUCUGAGAGGUGGUAUCAUGGACAUCUCUCAGGGAGAGAUGCUGAAAAGCUUCUUACGGACAAGGGCAAAUCCGGCAGCUUCCUGGUGAGAGAGAGCCAGAGUAAACCGGGAGACUUUGUGCUUUCCGUCCUCACUAAUGAAGAGAAGCAUGAAAACGUAGACCGCAAGACUAAAGUUACCCAUGUCAUGAUCCGUUAUCAGGAUGGAAAAUAUGAUGUAGGAGGAGGGGAGAGGUUUGACACAUUGGCAGAUUUAGUGGAGCAUUAUAAGAAAAACCCCAUGGUUGAGAAGAGUGGAAUUGUUGUACACCUUAAACAGCCAUUCAAUGCCACAAGGAUAAAUGCAGCGAACAUUGAAAACAGGGUACGGGAAUUAAAUAAAGUAGCUGACAACUCGGAGAAACCCAAGCAAGGCUUCUGGGAAGAAUUUGAGGUUUUACAGCAGCAAGAAUGUAAACUCCUUUACCCCAGGAAAGAGGGGCAGAGACCAGAAAAUAAAAACAAGAACAGAUAUAAGAACAUACUACCAUUUGACACCACUCGAGUGCAGAUCAAGGAGGCGGAUCCCGACGUGCCAUGCUCCGAUUACAUCAACGCUAACUAUAUCCGAAGCAUGAAUGAAGAAGGGCGUCAUAUGGAUGAAAGUAAAGUGUUCAUCGCCACUCAGGGCUGCCUGCAGAACACUGUCCUAGACUUCUGGAAAAUGGUGUACCAGGAAAACACUCAUGUUAUUGUCAUGACAACCAAGGAGAUGGAGAGAGGACGGAAUAAGUGUGUGCGGUACUGGCCGGACUUAAAUUCAACAAAGGAGUUUGGGAAGGUGUGCGUGAAGAACAUUGAGGAACACACAGCUCAGGACUACAUACGACGAGAGCUUGAAGUCACACGUCUAGACAGGAGAGAGCCUCCCAGGUGUAUCUGGCACUAUCAGUACCUGAGCUGGCCUGAUCACGGAGUUCCCAAUGAACCCGGAGGAGUCUUGAGCUUCCUAGAGCAAGUCAACAGAACCCAGAGUGCCCUUCCAGAGAGUGGACCGAUAGUGGUUCACUGCAGUGCGGGGAUUGGAAGAACAGGCACAAUUAUUGUAAUUGACAUCCUUAUUGAUAUCAUAAACAGACAAGGGUUGGAUUGUGAUAUCGACAUCCCAAAGACCAUUCAGAGAGUGCGCCAGCAACGAUCCGGUAUGGUUCAGACCGAGGCCCAGUACAAGUUCAUCUACAUGGCUGUUCAGCAAUACAUUGACACCGCUCAGAAGAGACUGGAAGAGGAGCAGAGGAAUAAAACAAUGGAGAGAGAGUACUCUAACAUCAAGUACCCACAGAUGUCAAAUGCCAGAGCCAAGCCAAACAUGAGCUCGUCUCGCUCUUCAUCUGUAGUGAACGAUGACUCUGGCAUUUAUGAGAAUUUGAACAUCAAAAAUCCAAAGGGCUCCACCAGCAGCAAUACCAGGAGAUAAGAUUCUGUAUGUGGGAUGCUGUCUCAGGAACUCUGGGAUUCCAGAGGUGCUGUGCAGAAGCACCUGAUCGUGGAGCAACACUGGAUUAAAGCACUGGGGGGAGGGGGGCACCAGCAGCACCUACAGCUGCUCGGCUAGAGAUUCCUGCGAAAUCUCCGACAGCUCCUCUCUUCAUUUCCUGACUUACUACGUCUAAGAAACUCACACUCCAAAACCAAGUGCCUAAGCAGCAGCUGAAAUUGUUCCCGCAAAGGGCGCGUGACUUGGUGCUUUCUCUCCCCACUUCUUGUCUAACAAGCCUCUCUACGUACACUGCACUAAGCUACAUGAUGGUUUGUAUACGUUUGAAAUAUAUAUGAAAUAUGAAUAUUUACACUCAGUGAUUUAACUUCGGAUGAAGCUACGCUCUUUCCAUGCGGUCUACGGCUGUUUCCAGACCUUGCUUUGUCUACUGGAUGUCAUCUACUGUAACCAAAGGCCUUUGAUGUAUAUCUCAGAAGCAACAGUUAUUUGUGAUGCUUGUCAGUGAUGCUUGUGGCACGUUGAUAUAAAAAGAAGAGAAGUACAAUGCUCAGCGUCAAGAACCCCCCCUUUUCUUUUCAGAGCAUAUGAGAGGUGAUUGGUCAAAUAAAGUUCGACCAAUGAUUUGGAUACAAUAUGUAAGUAGGUGUUUUAAAUGGACUGAUCUGGUACAGUCUGGUCGAAUCUAUACAUUAUGUGCCAAUUAGCAGCCUGUACAUCAUAUUCAUAAAAGCUUCUGCGUUGAUGCUUUUUUAUUGAGCUUUGCCGCCAGGCUAAUGAACAGUUGGAGGGAGUCAAGUGCUACUGUCAAUCAAAAGCUUAUCAACCAAUCAGGCUGCCUCUUCAUCAAUGGGCUCCUUCCUCUAUGCGUCUGCUUUCUUGUUCUGAAAACAUCAGGUGAGCCUUUAUUAGGAAGGGUUUUGUUGGUUUGUUAAGAGUCAUUUUGUUUGCAACUAUGAUUCCCUUAGAGCAAUUGUAUCUUUUCUUUGUGAUAUUUGUGAAUGUGAAUAUGAAAUCUAGGCCUGGCAUUUUUUUAAUAUUAUGCAUUUCUUGUUUUCUUGGCAAUUAUUCCACGUUUUCCUCCUAAGAGACGCAUUAAGAUCUUUUAUCACAUAUAAACAGGGUAUGUGUGUUUUACGGUGUUAUAAAUGGGCUGAUAAAGCUCUUUACGUCAAUAGUGGGUUGUGAUUGCACUGAGGAGGCCUUCAAUUUUUUUUACGUUAAAUGAAAACCGUGGUGUUACAAAACCUCUACAAGAGAGGGGGGAAUGUCAGGAUGCAUUUCGUUGGAGACUUUGACUAAAAAGGAGACAGGCCAGAUGGCCUGCAGCUAAGAUUAAAGAAAUAGAUUUGUGUAGGGCGAAAAAAGUAAUUUAAAACAUGGCCGUAAUCCACACGUAGCUAUUAUUAGGUGAGCUCAGCAGUGAUGUCAUAAGAUGUUAUAUAUACGCUACCAGGUCAGUAAGGGUUUGGGGUCAGUAAGAUUUUUUUUGAUGGUUUUUUUUUUUUUUGGAAACUAAUACUUUUAUUUAGCAAUGAUGCAUUAAUUUAUCAAAAGUGAUAAAUAAACAUAUUUAUAAUAUUUAAAAAAUGUUCUAUUUUAAAUGAAAAAAUAAAUACAUUUGUUAUUGUAUCCAUCAAAGAAUCCUGAAAAAAAAAAUUUAACUGCACAACCUUAGUUUUUAACAUUUGAUGAUAAUAAAACAUAAAUCAUGUGAUACUAAAAAACUGGGGUAAUGGCUGUUUUACUUGCACAGGAAUAAAUUACAACUUAAAGUAGAUUCAAAUAGAAAAUAGUUAUUUUCAGUUGUAACAAUAUUUCACAGUAUUUUUGUUUUGGUCAGAUGAAUCAGGUAAUAUGUGCAGCCUAUAUUUGAUCAUAUAUUCAGCCUUGGUGAUCAUUAGAGACAUUUAAAAAUCUUACCGACUAAAAACUUUUGAGUAGUAGUGUACAUCUUGGCUUAGAUGAAGCAGGGCGUAAUGUAUGUGAUUAAUCAGCGUGUGACUGUGGAAGUGGUGUUAGUUUUGGCCACAUGGGGGGAUCUGUGAUGUCAUGAUCGGAAGGGCUACCGUACAUGUUCAGAGAGAGGCCUGGGUCUGCUUUUUUUGCACUUGAAUGGAUGAAAUGUUUGGGUUUUAUACUAAAGUAUGAGUUUGUUAAACGGCCCAGAAAGUAAAAGCAAUGCCACUGCAUAUGAUAAUCAUUAUCCAUGGAAUGACUGACUGAUUGAAUGAAUUUGUGAUUUAUGAACCUGAUCGUGUGACAGCAAUGUACUACUGGCAUCUGAAACGCUUGGAAGCUGUUUGUCUGCUGUUUAAAUUAGAUUUAUUUCAAACUCUGUGAAAAUGUGUAAAGGGUCAAAAAUGUAAUCACAUAUUAAGACUUGAAUUUCAGUUUGAACUGCUGCAAGGUAGUGUCUAUGGCUGUCAGAAUGUCCUUUUGUUCGGAGGUGUAUAUAAUGACUACUUUUUGUUCAUAUGCUAUCAGUGUGGUGUUUUGCGUUACAGAUCAAUCUUUUUUUUUUUUUUUUUGUGGUCAGUUGAUUUGUUGUAAAUUAAAUAUUUUAUUUGUUUGUUAAUACAGUGAUGGAAAUAUUCACAGCCGUUUUGCAUAUUAUUUUAGGAUGAUGUUAACAUUGUUAUUACUACUACAGUUAUACAAAACAUCAACAGUUACAAAGCUUUCUGCUUGCAUUAUCACAAUUUCACACACACAAAAAAAGUCUUCUCUUUAAAUUUACUUGAAUACUAUGUUGGUGGGUUUUUUUAUUAUCUCAGUUGAUGAUCAGUAGGUUUGAUCUGAAUCGUGUCGUGGUGAUUGUCCUUGUGUGAUAAAGACUGUGUUCCCUCUUGCACUGGUUCAGCCUAAAAUGCCUUCUGCCCUGAAAGACACAACUGGUGUAAAAACUUGCAUUUCAAAUGACAAUACAGGAAUAGUUAUUGCAUAAUAAAGCAUACACUGGGAACUUUCAA
This is a messenger RNA of Carassius gibelio (silver crucian carp), 4991 nucleotides long. RefSeq names its product tyrosine-protein phosphatase non-receptor type 11. Bases 16 to 1998 code for a protein of 660 amino acids. Lineage: Eukaryota; Metazoa; Chordata; Actinopteri; Cypriniformes; Cyprinidae. Gene Ontology annotation, biological process: protein dephosphorylation. The record is from RefSeq and is a predicted model, not a curated record. The transcript has 16 exons. Gene Ontology annotation, molecular function: protein tyrosine phosphatase activity.